This is a messenger RNA of Aspergillus clavatus NRRL 1, 1173 nucleotides long. Its product is annotated as tryptophan--tRNA ligase. NCBI's taxonomy places the organism in Eukaryota, Fungi, Ascomycota, Eurotiomycetes, Eurotiales, Aspergillaceae. Gene Ontology annotation, cellular component: mitochondrial matrix; mitochondrion. Gene Ontology annotation, biological process: mitochondrial tryptophanyl-tRNA aminoacylation. The transcript is spliced from 5 exons. Gene Ontology annotation, molecular function: tryptophan-tRNA ligase activity; ATP binding. The record is from RefSeq and is a predicted model, not a curated record. Bases 1 to 1173 code for a protein of 390 amino acids.
AUGCAGGCUUCCCGCUGUCUUCAGAUUCAAUCCUCUAGAAUAUGGUGUGGAGCAACAAGGGCAAUCGCCCAACAGAGUGAUGUUGAUCAUUUACUUAGAACCAAUUUCUCCAGAUGGAGCAGCUCCAGCGCAGCCCAGGCUUCAGGAGCCAGCCAAGUCAUUUUCUCCGGAAUUCAGCCAACUGGUGUACCACAUCUUGGUAAUUACUUGGGAGCCCUGCGUGAAUGGGUCAAAUUACAGGAUAAAGCCGCCGAGGACACCAGGCUGUUCUUUUCGAUCGUUGACUUGCAUGCAUUGACAGUCCCGCAGAAUGCUUCCACAUUGAGAGGUUGGAGGAGAGAGGCGUUUGCAAUGCUCCUUGCUGUUGGCUUGGAUCCUAAUCGAUCAGCAAUAUUCUAUCAGUCUGCUGUGCCUGCACAUGCGGAGUUAUUCUGGAUUCUUAGUACAGUAGCAUCCAUGGGAUAUCUCUCCAGAAUGACCCAGUGGAAGAGCAAGCUACAGCUGCCUGACAACACCAAUUUGGACGACUCAGCGGCAAGAACAAAAUUACGAAUGGGACUAUUCUCUUAUCCUGUUCUACAGGCGGCAGACAUUCUAGUCCAUAGAGCCACUCAUGUACCCGUGGGUGAAGAUCAGAGGCAGCACCUUGAGUUUUCAAGAUAUACCGCAAAUAGCUUCAAUCACAGAUAUGGAUCCAUAUUCCCGUCACCAGAAGCUCUUAUAUCCCCUGCGAGACGGGUCAUGUCCCUCAAGGAACCGACAAUGAAGAUGUCCAAAUCUCACGCCGACAAACGUUCCAGGAUUAUUCUCACUGAUUCACGUGAUGAUAUUGUGAAGAAGAUCAACGCUGCGCUCACAGAUUCGGAACUGAAUAUAACAUAUGACCCUGUCGAUCGACCUGGGGUGGCAAAUCUAGUAGAGAUUCUGAGCCAUUUUGAGGGAAGAUCCUGUGAUGAGAUAGCCCAGGAGCAUCGAUCGGCGAGCCUUCGAGCUUUGAAGACCCAUCUCGCGAGACGGGUUGCCGACCAUCUCGAACCAAUACGGGAGAAGUAUUUGGCACUUAUGGCGGAUCCGACUGGCUACCUUGAUUCUGUUGCAGAACAGGGCUGCCAGUCGGCACGUGCGAAUUCUGAGUUGACUAUGAGACAGGUCAGGGAGGUCAUGGGACUAUAA